Molecule: messenger RNA, 1635 nt
Organism: Mandrillus leucophaeus (drill)
Lineage: Eukaryota; Metazoa; Chordata; Mammalia; Primates; Cercopithecidae
Gene: CENPQ
Product: centromere protein Q
Exons: 8
Coding region: 232-780 (182 amino acids)
Source: RefSeq, a predicted model, not a curated record
GUCUCCUCUUUUACGAAUGUUUGGGCGCGAAUUACUCUAAGCGCGGCUCCCAGAAGGGUGCAAGAAGAAUCAGUGGUUAGAAACACAGUGAAAAGAAAUAAAAAUCAUCUAAAAGAUCUGUCUUCUGAAGGACAAACAAAGCACACUAACCUAAAACAGAUAAAGAUAGCACCCAACAAGAGAAAAACAUGGCAACCUCUGUCAAAGAGUACCAGAGACUAUUUGCAAACUAUGAUGGAAUCAGUAAUAAGCACAAUUUUGAGUAACAGAAUUAAAGAUAAAGAAGAAAUACAAUACCAUCUCAACUUCCUGAAGAACAGAUUGCUACAACUGUGUGAAACCCUGAAAGUCCCUCCCAAAAAGAUGGAAGAUUUAACUAAUGUGUCAAGGCUACUGAAUAUGGAAAGGGCACGAGGCAAAGCUAAUGAAGAAGGUCUGGCAUUACUGCAGGAAGAAAUAGAUAAAAUGGUAGAGACCACAGAGUUAAUGACUGGGAAUAUUCAGAGCCUAAAGAACAGAAUUCAGAUUCUGGCAAGUGAGGUGGAAGAAGAGGAGGAGAGGGUAAAACAGAUGCAUCAAAUAAAUACUAGUGGAGUACUCUCUCUUCCAGAACUUUCUCAGAAAACUCUCAAAGCACCCACACUUCAGAAAGAAAUUUUGGCACUAAUUCCAAACCAGAAUGCUCUUCUAAAGGACUUGGAUAUUCUUCAUAAUUCAUCACAUAUGAAGAGCAUGUCAACCUUCAUUGAAGAAGCCUAUAAGAAACUGAAUGCCUCUUAAAGAGCUUUUUUAUUUUUUAGAUUGUUCUAUAUUAAUUUAAUGUUCAUGAAUUUGUAAAACUGUUAACCUCUGAUUAUAUGUACAGAGGCUAAGGCUUCUGCAGGAUUUAUUAUCUCCUGAUAUGCACUUUAAAAUUAGUCUUUGUAGGUCUAUCAUUAGCAUCUAAUGUAGUUCUGAAAACUGUGUUUAGCAGUUGCCAUUUCUAGGAAGCUAACAUUUAUAUUGCUCUAUCAAUAAGUAUUUGCCUAGAACCACAAAAUAGGAAUUGCCUUAAGGAUCGAAUAGUUUAUAAUGCCUCAAUGGAGGUCAUUUAUUGAUUAACAGCUCAUAUCAGGAACUGUGAUAAGUAAGUGUUUACAUAUAGUGUCUAGUGCAUAAAAACCUAAGCGUUUGCUGUCAUUCAUUCUGUGGCCAAUGGCUUACAUUAAGUUUCUGUCUGGUCAUCUGGAACUUGAAAAAUCCUCAAAUGCCUUCACUCUUUUACCUAAUUCCCUAGUCUUUUUUGGGAAGUAGUUAAGAUAUGCCUGGUAUCUUUAACUUUGGAGGUAGUAUCAAAAUUUUACUUCUUUGGUGGUUUAGUGAAUUAAUGUUGAAUAUUUAUUUUCUACUGUCAUCAAAACAUACUCCCAAAAAGUAUUAAAAAGGAACCUUAGCACAUUUAUUUCAUUAAAACAAAAAAAACCCAAAAAACUUUAUAAACCUUUUCUCAUCAUGACAGUAAGCUUAUAUAUGGGAAUAAAUUAUAACCUAAUAUAUCAAAAAUUAUUUCUAACUACAGUAUACUGUCUUGGGUUUUUUUGUUUUUUGUUGUUUUUUUUUUUUAUCUGUAAAAUAAAAUGACUGCAAUUACUUUUU